AAGUUGGUGGCGCGCUGGAGGAAGCAUGGGGGUGAAGCUGGAAAUACUAAGGAUGCUGCUCUACCUUUCCUUCCCGGUGGGGCUGUUCUGGGUCUCCAACCAGGCCGAGUACUUCCAGCGUCACGUGGUGCAGCGCAGGAGGGAGAUUUUUCCUCCGGACAACCCCGAGCGGCGCCAGGCAAUGGCGGCGCUGAAGCAGCGGCUGCGGGAGGGGAAGGAGCCCCGGGACUGAUGGAGGGGACCCAGGGAGCUGGGGGGGCCUCAUCCUGCCCCAUGGAGC
Molecule: messenger RNA, 280 nt
Organism: Neopsephotus bourkii (Bourke's parrot)
Lineage: Eukaryota; Metazoa; Chordata; Aves; Psittaciformes; Psittacidae
Product: protein PET100 homolog, mitochondrial
Exons: 4
Coding region: 26-232 (68 amino acids)
Biological process (GO): mitochondrial respiratory chain complex IV assembly
Cellular component (GO): mitochondrion; mitochondrial inner membrane
Source: RefSeq, a predicted model, not a curated record